UCAGCGACGAUCGCGCACAGAUAGAGGUUAUGGUCGCGUCUUGAAUAAUGCAGUAAACAACUUAGAUCACACACUUUUGGUCAAUCACACUAUGUGGUCAUCCACCAGAAAUGUCCACGGAAGCUGAGCGUUGCAAAGAGAACGCUUACGUUAGCUUCGCGGUGUUGGAUUGGUGAAAAAAACAAGGUGACACACAAGGAAGCACAUAGUUUAGAUUGUUAGUUUGUUAAGAUUCCAAAUAUGCAGCAACAAAAGAUGGCAAAUACAACGAUGUUGCACAAGACGAAGGAGGAAGAUGUCAUCGAGUGUUUUCUGUAUCCCAAGUUUUGCUACGCGUCCGAUCCGGACGCGGUCACAGAGUCGAAGCUGAGCGAAGAAAUUGCCAAUUACAAGGACGAGAUCGCCCCUUUGAUCGUCGAUCAUAUCUGGCACAGAGAUAGUUUAAACUUCCGUCCCAGAACGAAGCAAGCAAUGUUGUUGAACAGAAUUCUUGAAGGAUCAGCGGUGGAAGAAGAUUAUCACACCUUGCCUCACAUUUACGCAAGUUUGCAUUUUGACGAGGACAUAGGCGACGAAUGGUUAACAGUUUUUCUCAUAUUUCGGCUUACCAAAGCUUUCGACGGAUUGAUAGCCAGAGUGGUGGACUCGGACGGGGAAUUUCUUCUAAUUGAAGCUGCCAACGUUUUGCCAUUGUGGGCCAGUCCCGAGACAUGUCAGGAUCGGGUAUUCAUUCACAAUGGUGAUAUCCAUGUGAUCAGAGAAAGAGGAACGUCUUUUCCAAAUUUACUGAAUAACAUUAAUAGCAAACCACAUAUCACCAAGAUGUCUGAAAAGGUGCAACUUGUGUUGCAAAAGCGAAUUGGUGUUUAUCCGGAUGAGAUUGAGAAGAGGAAACACAAAGCCAGAGCGUUUCUUCCGGAAAAAGCAGCCUCCAUACUUCGUUUAGAACCAAGACUUAUAGCCCCGGUGAUUAGAACUAUUUGUCACUCGGAUCCACUUGAGCGCAGGGUUUGUCGCGCUAUGAGAUAUUUUCCCCCCGAACAACGAACCAUGGUCAAUGUCAAAAUGACCAAGUGUUUGUAUGCAAUGGCAACGCAUUGUCGUUACACGGGUGAUCCGAGAACAGGUUGGAACAUACCACCUGCAACUUGCUCAAAAUACAAUGCUCAUGUACUUGGCGUUAAAAUAGCAUGUGGUUUAGAGAUGCUAGUAGCUCGGGCCAAUGAGGAACGUAGGAAACGUACCAAAGAACAAUUGGACGUUCCGGAUGAUGAGAAAUUAAAGCUGAACGAACCGGCAUUCAACGCUUACCUAGCUCGUUUAGAGGCGAAUGGUUACUUUAGAGAUCUGUUGGAAGGUAGCCAGGAACGUAAUAAACUGUUGUCCACGGCCAAAGAGUAUUUCUUGAAGCAUGCGACUUUAUUUGAUAAUGUAACGAAGUUGUACGAAAACGAUGCUCAAAAAGUUUUAGAAGCAUGGGAAAACAUUCAAACGAACGAUAUUGAAAUGCAUGCUCAAGACGAGACUACGUUGAGUCCUGCGGAUAGCGACAGUUGGUUAAAUGUGGAUCCAGCCCAAUUAGAAAUGUACUUAAAUCAACAAUACGGUAAGGAUACCAAGGAUAGAAGAUUGGAUCAAGAAUCCCUGAGUCUCAGAGAGAAAGUGCAAUCAUUCCUCAAUCAGACCAGUGACGUUGACGGCGUGCAUUUCUUAGGGGAACAAUCAACUGACAACGACAUGCCAGAUGCGGAAGAUGGUGGGCGAAUAGACUUCGACGCGGAUGUGUUUGACAGUACUCUGAGAGGUAUCCUCGAUUUAGUUGUCCCGGGAGGAGACGGUGAAUUUGAAGGUAGCUCGGAGGGAUCGUUAGGCGGCGACGAUGAAGAUAAAGGCGGCGAUAUGGACAAAUACAUGCGACUGUUGGAUUCGCAGUUGCAAUCGCAAUUGGUAAAAGACGAAACCUCGACCGUGAACAAUGACAGCGGCAGCGUGGCGGAUCCCGUGGAGACGAGUUUGCGGGAAAGUAUAGAGGCCGAGGCUGGCGGUUCAGGCCCGGCCGGAAACAUAAUCGGCGGUCCGGUCCGGAGACUCAUGCAUUUGCAAUUGCAAUCGCCUACGACAGUACCCCCCGACUUGCAAAGUUAAUGAUAUCUUCUCGUGUCACAAAAAAAAACAACAUAGUCGAUUCACGUUAACAAUCGUAAAACAUUAUUGCAAUACCUCUUCGCUUCAUUCUUGCAAACUACAGUAAAAAGCAUUCGCCAUCUCACGCAACAACAAAGAAAACACUGAUAUAUAUAUAAAAUCUUGUUACUAUCGAGAAAAAAAUAUUACGUUUAUUACUUAAAAAUAUAUAUAUAUAUACUCAAUGUUACGAAAAUUUAAAGCACCUUUAUCACACACAGUUAAUAUCAUCGAUACAUAUUUCACGAUCGUACUUUCAUCACACUCGGCUAUAUCGUUGUUUUUCAUAUGAAACGUACACUUACAAGUGUGUGUAUAAACACAUACAUACACUUUUAUAUAUAUAUUAUAAAAAUACACAUAAGAUGUUAAUAACGUGUGUGUGUGUGUGUGCGUGUGUGUUUGCGCGCGCGCGCGUGCGCGGCCAUAGAGAUUAGACCGUAAGAACUUUUACUAUUUGUAUAUGUAGCAUUUUGUGUUUUUAUUUUUAUAACUAAUUUAGUAAGCAUAUCGGAUUUUUACGUGUAAAGCUUUGUAUAUUUCAAUUUAAUAAUGAGAAACACCGUCGGA
Pseudomyrmex gracilis is the source of this 2754-nucleotide messenger RNA. RefSeq names its product protein ecdysoneless. The record is from RefSeq and is a predicted model, not a curated record. Lineage: Eukaryota; Metazoa; Arthropoda; Insecta; Hymenoptera; Formicidae. Gene Ontology annotation, cellular component: nucleus. Bases 241 to 2145 code for a protein of 634 amino acids. The transcript is spliced from 5 exons.